CUCUUUUGUUUGGGGGUUUUCUGUUUUCACCCCCACCCCACCCUACACACACCCCAACCUCACCCCACCCCGCCCCAACCCCCGCGCCUCUCGGAUUUCCUGAGCUGCGGGCUGCAAAGGGAGGAGAGCGGCUUCUUGCAACCCCCUCGGCUGGGCCCCGGGGUAAUUCGAUGCGGGCCUGGCGAGGCUCCCCACGUUAGACCUGGGCUCGCGUCUCGACAGCCUCCACCCACCGGCCCACCCUACAUUUAGCGCAUCAUGUGAUCUGGCGUGAAAAGAAUACAAUACCAACACCACCUUAUCCUCAGCAUGAACUAAGAACUAGAAGUCUUCGUGCACUUGGAUCCCUAUCAAGAGUCCAUACUUCUCAUUGGUUUCAUACUCCUCAUGUCUGUGGGAAGUCAUCGAUGUAAAUAAGUCCAGAAUCUCCACACCCUUGAGAACAGAAUGCUAAUGCUUGAUGGGAUGCCGGCCGUCAGAGUCAAAACAGAGCUGUUGGAAUCUGAACAAGGGUCUCCAAACGUCCACAACUACCCCGAUAUGGAAGCUGUUCCCCUGUUGCUAAAUAAUGUGAAAGGGGAGCCCCCAGAGGACUCAUUGCCUGUAGAUCACUUCCAGACACAAACUGAGCCAGUGGACUUGUCAAUCAACAAAGCCAGGACCUCCCCUACUGCCGUCUCAUCCUCCCCAGUCUCCAUGACAGCGUCUGCCUCCUCACCUUCUUCAACUUCAACCUCCUCCUCAUCUUCUAGCCGUCCAGCCUCAUCCCCCACCGUUAUAACAUCAGUAUCUUCAGCAUCGUCUUCGUCAACAGUGUUAUCUCCAGGACCCCUCGUUGCCUCUGCCUCUGGCGUGGGCGGCCAACAGUUUUUACACAUCAUCCAUCCUGUCCCACCUUCCAGUCCCAUGAACUUACAGUCUAACAAACUCAGUCAUGUCCAUCGCAUCCCUGUGGUGGUACAGUCGGUGCCGGUUGUCUACACAGCCGUACGGUCACCUGGAAAUGUGAACAACACUAUCGUUGUGCCGCUCCUGGAGGAUGGGAGAAGCCAUGGCAAAGCACAAAUGGACCCCCGAGGCCUAUCUCCCAGACAAAGUAAAAGUGACAGUGAUGAUGAUGACCUGCCAAAUGUGACCUUAGAUAGCGUUAAUGAAACUGGAUCCACGGCCCUUUCCAUAGCCAGAGCAGUUCAAGAGGUCCAUCCAUCCCCAGUUUCCAGGGUCCGGGGAAACCGAAUGAAUAACCAGAAGUUUGCUUGUUCAAUCUCACCAUUUAGUAUUGAGAGCACAAGACGCCAGAGACGAUCAGAAUCCCCGGACUCCAGGAAACGGCGCAUUCACAGAUGUGACUUUGAAGGAUGCAACAAAGUAUACACAAAAAGUUCUCACCUGAAGGCACACCGGAGAACACACACAGGAGAGAAGCCCUACAAAUGCACGUGGGAAGGCUGCACCUGGAAGUUUGCCCGCUCGGAUGAACUGACCAGGCAUUACCGCAAACACACGGGAGUGAAGCCAUUCAAGUGCGCGGACUGUGAUCGCAGCUUCUCGAGGUCAGACCACCUGGCCCUGCACCGGAGGAGGCACAUGCUGGUGUGAGGAAGGCUCCCGUCGUCCAGCUGGGCAUAAGAGCUGGGUCUCUUAAGGAGCGACUAACUCAGCAGGGCUGAGCCCCCUCUACAGUGUUAACGUCAACAGCACCGCCGUCCCACGGUGCCUGAAACCAGAGCAGGAACAAGAAGGAACCUUUCUCCUUUCAGCCUGAAGGUAACCCCCCAUCAUGAUCACCCCGCGGGAGAGCUGCUGCAAGCACACUGGCCUGGGGGUUCAGCGCCUCAGGUCCUGAAGAGACAGGCAUCGUUUUUUCCAUGCUCUGUCCUCUGCCUUUGGAAAGAUGUUUGUAGCUUGUACAUUUCCCGAGCUGGCCGGAUACUCAGCUAUCAGUCCCUUAAAGGUCAUCUACCGCAAAUCUAUGUUAGAGAAGACCUCAGUUCGGAUGAUUCUUCCAUGGCACCUCCCCCACCUCCAAACCCUUUAGACGAGAUUUCAGUUCCAAUCUCAGUAAGCCAGAACACACAUCCAGUCUGUUACCAGCAAGCAGCAUGAACUAGAAAGGAAGGGGCUGUUGGGGAAGCUCUGUUACCCCAAAAGAAGGCACACAGAAGUAGCUCUCUAUGCUAGUCAUGGCGGACCUAGAUAGCGCUCACACUUUGUCUUCAUGCCAUCUCCCGGAAGAGAACCAAGAGUCUGUUCAUUUGUUUGUCUUUGCUUGUUUUUGUUCUGUUUCGAUCAUGUUUUGUUCAUCCGUUCCAGCAGAGGGGCAGAGCAGUUUCUCAAAGGCUAGUCCUGCUCUGCCCUGGCAUGGACGGGCAGAGGCGUUCUGUAGUUGAAUAGGAAGAGCCUGUCUAAAAAAAAAAA
This is a messenger RNA of Chionomys nivalis (European snow vole), 2418 nucleotides long. RefSeq names its product KLF transcription factor 12 (gene Klf12). Lineage: Eukaryota; Metazoa; Chordata; Mammalia; Rodentia; Cricetidae. The record is from RefSeq and is a predicted model, not a curated record. The coding region runs from base 448 to 1599 and encodes 383 amino acids. Gene Ontology annotation, biological process: regulation of transcription by RNA polymerase II. Gene Ontology annotation, molecular function: DNA-binding transcription factor activity, RNA polymerase II-specific; RNA polymerase II cis-regulatory region sequence-specific DNA binding. The transcript has 8 exons.